CUGUCCGCAGUCUCUGGUCAUCCCCUGUGCUGUCCGCAGUCUCUGGUCAUCCCUGUGCUGUCCGCAGUCUCUGGUCAUCCCUGUGCUGUCCGCAGUCUCUGGUCAUCCCCUGUGCUGUCCGCAGUCUCUGGUCAUCCCCUGUGCUGUCCGCAGUCUCUGUCUCUGGUCAUCCCCUGUGCUGUCCGCAGUCUCUGGUCAUCCCUGUGCUGUCCGCAGUCACUGGUCAUCCCUGUGCUGUCCGCAGUCUCUGGUCAUCCCUGUGCUGUCUGCAGUCUCUGGUCAUCCCUGUGCUGUCCGCAGUCUCUGGUCAUCCCUGUGCUGUCCACAGUCUCUGGUCAUCCCUGUACUGUGUCCGCAGUCUCUGGUCAUCCCUGUACUGUGUCCGCAGUCUCUGGUCAUCUCCUGUACUGUGUCCGCAGUCUCUGGUCAUCUCCUGUACUGUGUCCACAGUCUCUGGUCAUCUCCUGUACUGUGUCCGCAGUCUCUGGUCAUCUCCUGUACUGUGUCCGCAGUCUCUGGUCAUCCCUGCACUGUGUCCGCAGUCUCUGGUCAUCUCCUGUACUGUGGCCGCAGUCUCUGGUCAUCUCC
Molecule: messenger RNA, 588 nt
Organism: Staurois parvus
Lineage: Eukaryota; Metazoa; Chordata; Amphibia; Anura; Ranidae
Source: the annotation of a GenBank genome assembly